CCAUGUCUUGUUUGCUUCAUCCCCUCACUGCUUAUUUUCAAAGAACUUGGUUUUGAAAUAAUUGAGCAUGGUUUUCUGUAGGGUGUUUAUGGUCUGUCUUACACAAGCCCGGUAAUCAAUGCAUGUUGCAUAUGCAUAAGCUUGAUGUUAUUGCCACACGAGGGAAAAUUUGACUGAAGGGUCUCUUUAAUUUGAAUGCUAGCUACUCUUCCCAUAAUUUGCUGCAAAAGAAAUGGUAGCUUCCAAAGAUGAUGCCCCAGAAGACUGUGAAAGCAAUUUGGUUUCUGCUGAAAAGUUGGUCUUUUGAGUUGGUUUGAACAAGCUAGCUGAUCAUGAAGGAAAACAAAUUUCUGUUAAUGGGUGUGGCUGGUUUAGAGGAGAGAUAAUGAGCAUUAUGUUUGAUGACAGUCAGGUUUCAGAAAUUCAUGGAGUUGAAAAACAUACUUGAGGAUCAAAUGGCUACUGCUUUGUGGUUCUUCAGGUUCCCACCACCAUGGAUGGCAGUUGUUGCUCCAUUUCUUAUAUUGAUGGGAUUAAUGGGCUUUGGGUUCUUCUCCAUCUUCCUAACAUCAAUGGUAUUGAUUCUGUCGACUGUUUUCUUCACAUUUUGUAAGCAAAAACCUGUUCUGGUUGAGAAGUUAGUUGAAGAAAAGGUUCUCAUCAGGUGUGACCAAUCGUUCUCUCCUUGCUUGGAAGAUGAAUCAAGAACACAACAUGAUGAGGAAGAAACUGCUGCCUUACAAAAGAAGGAAGCUCAAGAAGAAGGUAUGAACCCUGUUCAUAAUUACUUAGGAGCAUCACCAUGUUCACCAGAUUUGAUAUCAGAAAGAGAAUGCCUUGAUCACUUGUCAACUAGUGAUGAAUCUGAAGUAGACUGGUCAUUUGGAGACAACGCGGUUCAGAGUCCGGAUUGCUCAGACGGUUCCAUCUCCGAUGAGGAUAGCCUCAUCGAAAUAGCCCUGCCGGGCGGAUACUAUGUUGGUCAUAAGGAACAAGAGUCAAUCUUUAAUCUGCAGCAGAAAAGGCCAGGUUUGUCACACCAGUCCAUUUUCCAACAGCAUACUCUAUUGGAGCUAUUAGCUGAGAUCAAUGAGAUGAAUGAGGAAGAAAACUUGAUCGAAAUCGACUUGUCCAUGGGCUCUAUCAAGUGUUCAAGGUUUGAGAUUGAAGCUUGAGUUAGCCUUUUUUCAGAGUUCACCAUAUUUAAGUUUUUGAUCCUCCCUGGAUUUUGGUUGAAAGUUACAUGCUUCUGUGCUUUUGCUACUUUGUGUUAUAUUGUUGUGCACUGUGAAGCUCCUGCUUUUUGACAAACUUUGGAUACCCAUUAAAGCAUUUGUACUAUUCCACUUUACUUUCUCC
This is a messenger RNA of Prunus avium (sweet cherry), 1359 nucleotides long. RefSeq lists its product as uncharacterized. The record is from RefSeq and is a predicted model, not a curated record. Lineage: Eukaryota; Viridiplantae; Streptophyta; Magnoliopsida; Rosales; Rosaceae.